Molecule: messenger RNA, 654 nt
Organism: Colletotrichum karsti
Lineage: Eukaryota; Fungi; Ascomycota; Sordariomycetes; Glomerellales; Glomerellaceae
Product: RNA polymerase III subunit Rpc25
Exons: 4
Biological process (GO): transcription initiation at RNA polymerase III promoter; DNA-templated transcription
Cellular component (GO): RNA polymerase III complex
Source: RefSeq, a predicted model, not a curated record
CUGAUCGACACUGGCAAUAUAUCUCCCGUCACUCUCGUCCCAAGGACGCAAGCGCCCAUCAUGUUCAUUCUCACCAAAAUCGCGGACCUGGUCGAGAUUGCACCGGAGGAUUUCCGCAAGAAGAGCAUGAACGCCAUUGAAGACAACAUCAACGCGAAAUACGCGAACAAGGUCAUUCAGAAGAUUGGUCUCUGCAUUUGCCUGUACGACGUCUUGUGGACCUCGGAGGGUCUCAUUGGCCAUGGCACCGGCCUUGUCAACGUCAACGUUGAGUUCAGAAUGGUUGUCUUCAGACCAUUUAAGGGAGAAGUUAUGAUUGGCAGAAUCAGGAGUUCUACGCCGGCUGGCAUCAACCUAAGAACAGACUUUUUCGACGAUAUCUUUAUUCCCUUCGACGAGCUUCCCGAAGGCGCAGAAUAUAACCACUCAGAACAAUUAUGGAUCUGGAAUAUUGAAGGUGACAGACUCUUCUACGACAAUCACGAGAUGGUCAGAUUCCAGGUUAUCGACGAAGAAUGGCACGACCAGACACCCGCAGGACCCAGCCAGGGAGAGGAAGCCGCCCCACCGAAACCACCAUACAAGGUGAAGGGCACGAUGGCCAUGGAAGGACUCGGCGUGUGCCUGUGGUGGGACGGACAAGGAAGCGAGUAG